UUCGCGGUGGUGCUUCAGGAUAUCUACGGCGAAAACGCUGAAAGAUUCGCUGCCGUAACAGUCGGACCGGGCGCAUAAAUCAGCUGCACAGACUCGUGUGAGAGAGGUGACGACGCCGGCAGGCCACCCCGUCAAUAAAAUGCAAAGACGGAGAAAUAAAGUUAAAGAUAAGCCGCCCCCGGACCCACGCCGAGAGUACUUGGACGCCGAGUCCAGCGAUGAAGCGGAAAGGCUCGCCGGCCACUUGCAACGAUUAAUCGGUCAUUCGCAGGUUCCGCGCUGUUGCAGGUUCCUAAUUUGUCUCCAGGAUUAUGGUAAUUUACCCUUCGACCUCAAUCGUACCCGCCGUGUGUUGGAAGAUGAACCUAAUUCGUCCUCUCACGAGUUCUCAUGGUACUUGCACGAUUCAAAAAGAUUAUCGAACGGGAUGAAUAUUGUUGCAGAUAAAAAAGAGGUGCUACGUCCUAUAUAUGAGGCGAAUGAAUUAGAUGAAUUGGUUCAGUGUGUUAAGGAUAUGACGACUCUGAGCGGUCUGACGGACGACGAUUGGACGUGGAAAUGUGACAUGGACAUUCGCGAGUUCUUCCACGAACCGAGCAUUCCGGUCCUCUGCAUUUAUCACGUGAACGGCAGUCUGACCACAGAAUUUUCAUUUCCUACGGUGCCUGUGCACGAGCUAACCUACUUCGUGAGACAGCCCAACGAGAUUCUCUACCCGGAGAACUUUCGCGAACGCAUUCUCUUCGGGUCGAUGAACGACAAGGUGGAGAGCUAUAUACUAGGCAUCAUCCAGAACAUGUUCGCACCGAUCUUCUUCGCAAUCGAAACCUGGCCCGACAGUAUCCUUUUGCCCUCCGUCUCUGUUAUCACAUUGCCAUCAAAGUACCCAAUUAACUCGAGUUACUAA
Molecule: messenger RNA, 907 nt
Organism: Mycetomoellerius zeteki
Lineage: Eukaryota; Metazoa; Arthropoda; Insecta; Hymenoptera; Formicidae
Exons: 4
Coding region: 140-907 (255 amino acids)
Source: RefSeq, a predicted model, not a curated record